AUGCGUUUGAGCGGGAGCUUGGUGGCGGCGUGUGCGCUGACCGCGGUGGUGGUGGUGCUGUUCAUGCUGCGCCUGCAGAGGCACGGCGGCGGCUGCUAUGACGAUGACGUCGGGGCUAGUGGUGGUGGUGCAAGGGUGGACAGUCGCAAGUAUCGUCGCAUCAACGCAGACGCUGGACCCGUGCUGUUUGUCGCAGUGUUCUCUGCAAAGGAAAACAAGCUGCAACGCGACACCAUUCGACAAACCUGGAUGGCCAACCUUCCAGCUGGGACCAUGGUGCGGUUCUUCAUCGGAAGCGGGCAAGUCACAGACGAAGACCUGAGGGCUCUGAGAGCCGAGAGCAACAAGAACAAGGACAUUGCAUUCCUGCCACAAGUGGUCGAGUCCUACACUUCGCUCAGCGACAAGCUCAUCGAGACACUCAAGUGGAUCGACGACCUGUACCCAGACAUUGAGUUUGUGACCAAGACGGACGAUGACUCCUUCGUGCGCGUGGAUCGUAUCCUCGAGGAGCUGCGCACCCUCGACUACUCUGACACGAAAGGGUUGUACUGGGGGUACUUUGAUGGCCGAGCACCUGUGCAGCGACACGGAAAGUGGGAAGAGCACGACUGGUUCCUGUGCGAUCGCUACUUGCCGUAUGCGCUUGGCGGCGGCUAUGUCAUCUCCUCCACCGUCGUCGACUUUAUCGUCAACAACCAUCACCUCCUCACCAAAUACAAGAGCGAGGACGUGUCCAUGGGCGUGUGGACGUCGUCCCUCAACAUUGUCAGGCAGCAUGACCAGCGCUUUGACACAGAGUGGAAGGUGGGUUGA
Messenger RNA from Salpingoeca rosetta, 816 nucleotides. RefSeq lists its product as uncharacterized. Lineage: Eukaryota; Choanoflagellata; Craspedida; Salpingoecidae. The record is from RefSeq and is a predicted model, not a curated record. Bases 1 to 816 code for a protein of 271 amino acids. Gene Ontology annotation, molecular function: UDP-galactosyltransferase activity. The transcript has 7 exons. Gene Ontology annotation, cellular component: membrane. Gene Ontology annotation, biological process: glycosaminoglycan biosynthetic process.